AUGCUGAAUUUCAGCUCGAGCCGAAAUAAUGAAAUACAAUUAUUGGGGUCUAUAGAAACUUUCAAUUACUAUAAUUACCAAGGACAACAGAACUUUACUACUGCUUCUUCAAGUCAGAACGAAUUAGAAUUGAUUUAUUACUCAAAUAAUACAUUAUUACGUCUCGAUGCUGUGCCGACAGAUGUCGAAAUGAGACAUAUAAUCCCGUUUAUGGAUGAUUGUUUUAUUCUGAGUGGUAUUGGGACCAUCUCAGGCAUAGAGCUUAGCCGACAGAUUUUACUGAAUUUAACACAAUUGUCAUACCAGCCAAUUUUUGAAAAAGAACUUGGAAUGGUUAAGAGUAUAUUUGUUGACAAUGAAGUGGUUUAUUUCGGAGGAGACAUAACUUACAAUAAUAACGGUGUUAGCGGACGCAGUGUUGUGCAAUGGAAUUCAACUACUAAUAGCAGUAGUCUUCUUCCCUUUGGAGGUUUUGGGUCCAAUUCUACGGUAAAUUCUAUCAUUCGCUUGGAGAAUAACAACUUACUUUUUACAGGACAAUUCGCUAAGUUGGAAAAUAAUAGCUUUGUUUCUAAAACGAAUAGAACUAGAAACUUCUCAAUAAGUAUGGAAGAUAGUGAAGUUGGCCAACAAAUUUCAUUAAGGCAAGCGACUUGGAAUGCCAACAGUAACUUGGAUGUUGAUGCCUUUAUAUGUCCAAAUUCUGAUCAGCAGGCCUGGUAUUCCGAAGGAUCAUAUGGUGUUAUAACUUGUAAUUUUCCAAAUACAUUAACACUGUCCAAAAUUAGAAUAUAUAAUACACCAAUUACUGACAAUCAAAUAUCACUCUUCAGAUUGAUCGCGAUACCUGGCAAUGGUAUAUUAAAUUUAACAUAUUUGGACCCAAUAUCGCAUGAUAUAAAACAUUGUACUGAAAACUGUCCAUUAUUCACCAGAGAAACACUUCUUAAUGCUAUGGGGAAUGUAACACAAGAAUCAGACGUAAUACGAUUCAUUAAUAAUAAUAGUACUAACAUCAAAUGGAAUGAGUAUUAUCAGGAAUUUGCAUUUGUGAAUCAACUCCCUAUUACAUCACUGCAGUUUGUAGCAUCUAAUUCAUACUACCAGAAUGUCGGUCUUUCAGGGUUUCAGAUAUAUCAGGAUUCCUUUCCAAUUUUUCCGAAUAACUCCUUCAAUGAGCCCAAUUGUCCCAGCUCCAAUGAUAUAGCUUCGUAUGUGAAACUUUCAGGCAAUGGUUGGUUUACUGUAGCUAAUGAUAAUAGUUAUCUUGCUAACAGUUACAUCCCCAAUCAGGGAACAAAACCUAGCAUAACCUAUUUUGUUGGAAUUAAUGUUCCAGGUGAAUAUGUUUUGAAUCUCGUAACACCGGGUUGCGAUAAAGAUAACACGUGCUCGACAAGAGGAAUUGUUAAUGUAACAACUUUUGAUAAUUCUAAUGGUAAUAUAUUAGGGUCAGCCCUUAUAUACCAGAAUAACAAUAAUCUAAAAUAUGAUCAGAUAUUUGCCGGGGUUUUAAAUAACAGUAUCUCAGUACAAGUGGAAUAUUACUCAGGAAUUAAUACCAAUACCGGUACUGCCACAGUAGUAGUUGGUGUUGUUGAUGUUGUGAGAGUUUCAAUAUCUAGCGAAUUUAUUAGCGAUCAGAUCGACGGUGAUCGAUCGUUACAUCUAAACGGAAUAUUUGAAUACUCUCCUUCCAAUUUUACCUUUGAUAAUGGAUAUUUAACCGGUAAGAUCGAUUAUACUAUUCUGGAUGACUUUGGCGUAUCAAAUUUUAAUAAAGGGGCAUCUAUAUUUGCAGUCGAUCAAAAUCAAAAUUUAUACCUAGGUAGCACUAACGGUAGUGUUUAUGAGCUCAAUAGUCUUAAUGGAAGCUCUGUGCCAUCUACAGAAAACAACCUAAGUGGUCUAAUAAAUGGAAUGUAUAGUGUGGAAGAAGGAUUAGUAAUUUUCGGUUCGAUUGCUCAUAGAGGCCGGGAAUAUGGGGCUGUCAUCUUGAAUAAGAGCAUUACCCCCCUGGACAUAGUUGCCAAUGAUUCCAUACAGGCAUCGUUUAAUUCAACCCUGUUUGGUAGCAAUUUACUUGUAUUCGAUAACUCAACUAUAUUUAAUAUGACAUCCUUUAUGGUCUUUGAAAAUACUAGUUAUCGAAAUUUAGACCUCAGGAACGCCGGUAAAAACUCUAAUGACGAUAUGCUGUUAGUAGGAAAUAUUGUGAAUAAGGGAUCUGCUAUUGGAAAUGAAUCCCUAUUGAUUUCAUCUAAUGGAACAUACAGUCCCUUUAGUCUAUCUGACAAUGAUACUAUCGAAGGAGCAAUUUAUCUCAAUGAUACAAAAGCUUUGUACUCAUUAUCAUCCGGUAAUGUUAAUUAUUUUCAACUUUCUGAUAAGCAACGAUUGCCAUGGACUUGGCAAAGCACUGUUGUGCCAGUAUUUUAUUCCAAUGGUCAGCAACUGCUUGGUGCUAUACAAGAAAAUUCAAAUAAAAGUCAAAUUGUUCUGAUAGAUUUAUUUUCAUCUCAGGUAAUAAAUGAUACUGGAAAUUUAACUAUGCAUAAAAUAAAUGCCAUAGUUAACUUUGCAAGCAAUGCCACUGCUUUGGUUGGUGGUGAUUUCUCACUCUCUAAUCCAGCUUGUGUGGGACUCUGUUUAUAUAACUACAACAAUUCAAACUGGUCAUCCUUCCUGAACAACUCCAUAACAGGUAAUAUAAGUCAGAUUAAGUUUAAUGAUACACAAAUGUUACUAAGUGGGAAAUUAGAAGUCAAUAAAACAGCUGACAUCAAUCUUCUAUCGAUUAAUUUGACAUCCAAUAAGCAAGAUAUAUUGCUGUAUAAUAACUCUGUUGUGCUUGAUGAUUUUAUUCUAGUAAGGAACCUAGUAGUAGGAUGGAAUUCCACCGACAUAUUCAUUAGGAAUGUGACACAAUGGAGCAACUUGAACAUAUUUGAUGAUGGAACAAAUGCUACAAUUAACAGAAUAGAAAAUUUUGGAGCUGAUUCUAACCCUGCCUUAAUCAUAUAUGGUCAGUUUGAUAGUAUGAAAUAUGGGACGAUUAAUGCUGUUAUAUACGAUUUCAAUUCGUGGUAUCCAUAUUUUGAGGUGGAUGUAGUUAGUCAAACUGCAACUCCUUUGUUCUUUGCGGACCGUGACCAAUCAAGUUAUGGUAAUACUAGACACGUUGUCCCGGACCAUAUAAUAGUAAGCUCGUCACAUAGUAGUUCAGCACCGUCAUCCUCAUCUUCACACAAGACAAAUGAGAAACCUUAUAAAAUCCGUAGAGGUUUUGUAGUCCUCAUUGGUCUAGCCCUCGCACUGGCCACAUUAAUUGUUCUAGGAAUAACGGGUGUUGUAAUUGCUUUGCUUUUCAACCCUUCUGUCAAUGGAGACUAUGAUAUUAUUAAAACUAAUGAUUCUGAUAAUUUUGCUGGCAGUAAUAUCACGCCUGAGAAGUUGAUUAGAGUAUUGUAA
Molecule: messenger RNA, 3471 nt
Organism: Nakaseomyces glabratus
Lineage: Eukaryota; Fungi; Ascomycota; Saccharomycetes; Saccharomycetales; Saccharomycetaceae
Gene: RAX2
Product: Rax2p
Biological process (GO): cellular bud site selection
Cellular component (GO): plasma membrane of growing cell tip; cellular bud neck; cellular bud scar
Source: RefSeq, a predicted model, not a curated record